Molecule: messenger RNA, 1779 nt
Organism: Rosa rugosa (rugosa rose)
Lineage: Eukaryota; Viridiplantae; Streptophyta; Magnoliopsida; Rosales; Rosaceae
Exons: 3
Coding region: 21-581 (186 amino acids)
Source: RefSeq, a predicted model, not a curated record
AUGUGCAAUGAGCUGCUAAGAUGGGGAGAAGGAGACAAGAGGGUUGUGAAAAUGGUGAUGGAGGCGAGAAGAAACGGAGUCGAACGGGUCUGAGGAGCCAGAAAGUUGACAACUUUAGUGAGUUAGAGUGGGAGCGGGGGAAGGGUAAAAGGGGUGGGAGGGUUAGGGUCACUUUAUCAACUGGUAAGACGCCUCAGGGAGAGCCAGAGAUGAAGGACAAUGUUGGGUCCUCGGAAGCUACGGCGCAGACCACCCAGCUCUUGGUUUUUCACCGGCGUACAUUUGUCACCGAGCCUCUGAAGAACUUUGAAUUGAGAAGUUGUGAAAAUGAAAGAAUUAAGCAUAUCGAGAGAGAGGAAACUGGAGAAAGACAGAAAGGAGGGAGGGGAGAAGAAAUGGAGGUCCAAACAGUUGACCGGCCACCAGCACAGCACCCUGUUGAACAAUGUAGCAUUACGCAGGUGUCGAGAGUGGAAGAAACAGGAGGACAUCAAGAAAUAAUUAGAGAAGAAGAGGAGGUGCAAGCUAUCGAAGAGGAGGUGCAAGCUAUUGAAGAGCAGCCUUCACCACCGGCUGCUUAACGAUGUAGCAUUGGACAUGCAUGGAGUGAGGAAGAAGUUGGAGCACUCAACACAGGAUCGGGUAGUGAGGAUGACUUCCAGAUCAUUGAGGUGAAGCAAUCACAAUCCCCAGUGGCUGCAGGCUCUAGGCGCUCUAUCCAAGCUUUGGGGUUUCUGGAAAGUUAUCUCGGCCAGCACGAAGAAAGCUUGGCCAGCACCAAUGAAGCUUCAAUCCCCAAUUUGGAUGAGGUUGCUUGAGCUAAGGCCAACAUCCAAAAGAUUUCCACUCUCUCUAUUGAUGAAGUCAUGGAAUCUGAGUGUGUUGGACGCUUCAAAUCAUCGUUGGAAUUUUUGCUCAAAGCUGAUGACAGAGCUGGAGCUCAGUCGGCAAAUAUAGAACCUGUCUUGGGCAAGCUGGCUUUGUUGGAGUCCAAAUAUCCCACAGCUAGCAAAAUCACUGAUGAAGUGAAUGAAGCAUCUAAAAGGAAGUCAGAGCUGAAACAAGAAGUAAUGCUCUAUACUAUCCGCUCAUUUGAAGCUCAAAAGGAAGAAUCCGAGUUGCUGAAUCAAAUCAAUGGAAAAAAGUUGAUGAUUGAAGAUCUCAAGCAAAAAUUGGGAGAUCUCAAGGAAAAAUUGGCUGCAGAGGAAGCACGCCUGAAGGAAUUGGAGCAGUCCCAUGCUAAACAGAUAACCAAAAUGAGUGAGUCCAAUUCCGGGCGUGAAAAGGUUCAGCAUAUGCUUUAUAAUCACUGUAUCCAUGAGAACACUUGGGUGAAGAAAGCUUUGCAAGCUCAAAAGGAUUUUCUGUCUGUUGAAGCAACUUGGGUUCAGAUGCAAAAACUUCUUCCCCUAAUUUGCGGCUGGAAAGAGGAAGCAGCAACCCCUUGAGGUUUUGCAAAUGAAAAAAAUGUAGUGAUGCAACUCAACUUUUGCAUGCAUAGGCAUGUAGAGAUUUAGGAACAAACAGAACUCAACUAAUGUUAAAAUGUCUACAUCCCUAUGCAUGCAAAAGUUGAGUUACAUCACUACAUUUCUUUCAUUUGCAAACCCUCAAGGGGUUGCUGCCUCCUCUUUCCAGCCGCAAAUUAGGGGAAGAAGUUUUUGCAUCUGAACCCAAGUUGCUUCAACGGACAGAAAAUCUUUUUUAGCUUGCAAAGCUUUCUUCACCCAAGUGUUCUCAUGGAUACAGUGAUUAUAAAGCAUAUGCUGAACCUUUUCA